AGUAACAUGCUUGGCGCUGCUGGCCCACGCGCACCCUUAGGUGGCCCCGACAUUAUGAACCAGGUUGAACAAACGCAGAUGAGCCUGCAUUGGGUGCCCCUGCCCUACAUCGACUACGAUGGCGGCCGUCGACUUGGAGAAAGCCAUGUCCUCUACUUUCAGAACAAAGGCGGGCAUGAAUUUGCCCUUUCGUUGGUGAAGCAGCGCGGCCGCGACGCAAUCAAUGACCUCGUAGGCAGGGAUACACCAGCACCCUUGGGUAACGCGUCGGCGAAGCUAUCAAUUCGCUUGCAUUUUGAAGGCACUAUUCAGUACACGAGACAGAUCAUGGCCCGCCGAUCAACUGCUCAUGCCGAACCCAUCUCAAUGGGGAACCUGGCUUACAAAAUUGCGCUUGAAAUGGAGGCGUUCAUGAGAGACGGGAGGAAAGGGCCAACCCCUUCGAUACCGAGGACGUGACGUCGAGUUCUCUGAGCUGCUAUUGUGGCGGCUUCGUCAAUGCUCCUUAGGUUCUUGGGUCCCGGAGUUCAUGAUUGCGGAAUGGCAAUACCGUGACUGAAGCCUUCAUUUCUCGACCAAACUACUCCUUGUCCAGCCUAACAUCGUCCUCGUAUGUGUAUGAGUAGUAACAUAUUCCUACCUGAAAGAUGAUAUGUAGUGCCCGGCGCACUACAA
Molecule: messenger RNA, 675 nt
Organism: Dichomitus squalens LYAD-421 SS1
Lineage: Eukaryota; Fungi; Basidiomycota; Agaricomycetes; Polyporales; Polyporaceae
Exons: 4
Coding region: 7-459 (150 amino acids)
Source: RefSeq, a predicted model, not a curated record